Arachis ipaensis is the source of this 2298-nucleotide messenger RNA. The record is from RefSeq and is a predicted model, not a curated record. NCBI's taxonomy places the organism in Eukaryota, Viridiplantae, Streptophyta, Magnoliopsida, Fabales, Fabaceae.
AUGACUCAGUCUCAACCGAAUUCUAGUUUAGCCGAGUUUGAUCCCGAAAUUGAAAGAACCUUGUUACAUACUCGGCAAGCUACGCGGCGGUUGGAUUACACGGCUAGUGACUUAGAGUCCACAACUCCCUAUUCCUCUGUUGGUACUACUGAUACAUCUUUGUAUACUACAGGUGAAAACCACAUGGCAGAGCCACAUAGGAUUACCUUGCACGAACAAGGAGCACCGGAUCUCAUUCUUCAACCGUUGCAAGCUAGGUAUCUGAAUCUUGAUCCGAAUUUUGAGUUGAAGAAUAGUCUGAUUAACUUGCUCCCUAAGUAUCAUGGACUACCAGGCCAAGUCCCUAUUAGGCACUUGAGAGACUUUCAAGUAGAUUGUUCUACGGUCCGAAGGCAUGGUGCCGAUGAGAUUGCUAUAUACUAUUUCACUGGAGGUCUUUGUCCAGCGGAUAAGAGAUUGCUCAUCGCCUCUAGUAGUGGUUCCUUUUCCAAGAAUAAGACGGCGGCGGAAGCAUGGAGUUUUAUCAAUAAUGUCGCCGAAGCUAUCCAACAUGUGAAGGUGAGGAACAAUCCUCCCAAGAGUGUGGUGGAAGCACCUCCUUCCGAAUCGGUUUUGACUAAAGUACUUGGAGACAUGACCACUCUCCUCACAGAGAUUCGCAAAGAACAAAAGGCAAUUCAAUCAAUCCAAGCCAUCCAAGCCCCACCUCAAAUCCUCCAACAUGAAGGACCUCCUAGAGUAUGUGGUUUAUGCUCUAGUACCGCAUGUUACACCGACCAAUGUCAUCAAGUCCAAGAGGAUUACACUCUCGCGGUAGCCAACGUGAACUACAACAACCGUCCACCCUAUCAAUCUCAAGGUCAAAACAAUUAUUCUCAUGGUAAUAGUUCUAAUCAAGGGUGGAGGGACAAUUCUCAAGGGAACAACCACAACAACAACCAAUCUUCUUCCCAAUAUCACAACAAUACCAACCAAAACCACCAUAACCAACCAUACCAACACUCACAACAAAACCAAAACAACAACCAUAGAUACCAAACACCUCACCAAAGACAACAAACCAAUCAACCUUCUUCUUCUUCCAUUAACCAAUGUGAUGACUCUGACCGUGCACUCUAUCAAGAGCAAGAGAGACUUAGGAUUAUGGUAGAAAAAAAUGAGGAGAACACUAGGAACAUCAAUGCACAAUUAGGUAACAUGAGUGCUCAAACGUCCAACAUAACUGAAAUGCUUUCAAGGAUGUCCCUACCUCCUACCAAUAAUACCAAUACCAACCAAGUCUCUAGCUCAUCCAACCUUCCUUCCCAACUUCUCCCAAACCCAAAGGGUAGCAUCAACGCAAUCACCUUGAGGAGUGGUACAACACUUGAGGAAGUUGAACCUAAGCCCAUUAAGUUGGCAGAGGAUGUUCCUAAGGUAGAAGUUGGUGAAACAAUGGAGAUAGAUGAAGAUGAAAAGGAGGAAGAAGUUGCAAAGGAAGAAGAAGAGCAAUUGAGGGCCAAGGAACCGUUUCCUACAGUAGCCAAGAAGGCCAAGAAGCAUGAGGAGCUUGAUCCCAACAUAGUGCAAAUCUUCAAGAAUGUGGAGGUAACAAUUCCACUCUUUGAUGCCAUACAUCAAGUUCCGAAAUAUGCUAAGUUCCUUAAGGAUGUGUGCACUCAUAAAGAGAAGAUUGGUGGACUAGGGAUGAAUCUAUUAGGCAAUUCUGUUUCUUCUGUGAUGGAUGAUUUUCCUGAAAAGUAUAGUGAUCCCGGUCCUUGCUUGGUAUCUUGUAUGAUUGGUAAGAUUCAACUUAAGGAUUGCAUGUGCGACUUUGGGUCGUGUGUGAGCAUUAUGCCAUUCUCGAUUUAUGAGAAGUUGAACCUUACACCAUUGAGGCAAUCCGGAGCUAGGUUUAUGCUUGCGGACAAGAUUAUAAUUUCAGUUGUGGGUAUUGCUGAGAAUGUAUUGGUGAGAAUUCUGGACUUAAUCUUUCUGGUGGAUUUCUAUAUCCUAGAGACACCUCCCAUUGAUUCGGAUAGGCCAUCCUCCAUCUUACUUGGUAGGCCAUUCUUGAAGACAUCCCGUUUUAAAUUAGAUCUAUUUUUUAGGGAUUACUCAUUUGAAGCCAAAGGGAAGGUGGUGAAGUUCAAAUUGGAGGAAACCAUGAAGCAACCUCUAGAGGUACAUUCAAUUUUUGGUUGUCACAUUUUUGAAGAUGAUGUGAUUGAAGAACACCUUGGGAGUAAUGAUGAGAUAAGUGUCAAUAGGAAUUUGGGUAUAAAAGGAGUUAGCAAGGAAAAAGGGAAGGAUCCAUGA